AUGCUGUUCAUUCAGCGAUAUAAUAAAGCGAUUUGUUUAAUAUAUUUCACAUUUAUUUUUCUUUCAAUAAAUUAUUUAUAUCAUUUUAAAAAUUAUUCCAUAUUACAUCCUAUUCAACAAAUUAAACCAUUGGAUCGAUCUUUAUUAUUUCGUAUAAAUGGUAGCACGAAAUCUUUAGGUAAAGCAACUUCAAUCUAUAUUAUUAAUUUACCAUCUCGUCCUGAUCGACGUACUGAAUCUAUUGCACUGAUGCAAACACUGAAUUUAGAAGCAUUUAUUGUUCCAGCUUAUUCUGUUCAAUCAGUUGAGAUCGUUAGUCAAAAUCGAUAUCGUAAUAAACUACUUCUUAAAUUAACUGAAUUAGCUUGUUGGGCAAGUCAUAUGCGUGUAUGGAUGACUAUUGCCAACAAUACGCUUUUGCAUAAUAAUACAUGGUCAUUUAUUUUCGAAGAUGAUAUAGAUCUUGAAAUUGAUACACCUCGAAUACUGAAAUCAUUUUCACAUUCAAUAUGGAAUGAAGCUGAUUUAAUUUAUCUUGGUCAUUGUGGUGAUAUACCAGGAACACUUAUAGAUCAAUCAUGGAAACAUAUUCAUCGUGUUCAUCAAGCUCUUCGACCUAGUUGUACACAUGCAUAUGCAAUUCGAUCAGAUGC
This is a messenger RNA of Adineta steineri, 653 nucleotides long. The record is from the annotation of a GenBank genome assembly. Lineage: Eukaryota; Metazoa; Rotifera; Eurotatoria; Adinetida; Adinetidae.